Diceros bicornis minor is the source of this 1116-nucleotide messenger RNA. It is a transcript of the gene SRSF3, whose product is annotated as serine and arginine rich splicing factor 3. The transcript is spliced from 6 exons. NCBI's taxonomy places the organism in Eukaryota, Metazoa, Chordata, Mammalia, Perissodactyla, Rhinocerotidae. Gene Ontology annotation, cellular component: nuclear speck. Bases 111 to 605 code for a protein of 164 amino acids. Gene Ontology annotation, molecular function: RNA binding. Gene Ontology annotation, biological process: mRNA splicing, via spliceosome. The record is from RefSeq and is a predicted model, not a curated record.
GACGCCGGAUUCGCGGGAGCAGCUGCGGGAUCCGGGCGGGAGGGGAGCGGGAAGACCCGUCCGAGGGUGUGUGGAUUUGAGCCUCCGCAUUUGUAACCGAAGAUCUCGAAAUGCAUCGUGAUUCCUGUCCAUUGGACUGUAAGGUUUAUGUAGGCAAUCUUGGAAACAAUGGUAACAAGACUGAAUUGGAACGAGCUUUUGGUUAUUAUGGACCACUCCGAAGUGUGUGGGUUGCUAGAAACCCUCCCGGCUUUGCUUUUGUUGAAUUUGAAGAUCCCCGAGAUGCAGCCGAUGCUGUCCGAGAGCUAGAUGGGAGAACACUGUGUGGCUGCCGGGUAAGAGUGGAACUGUCGAAUGGUGAAAAGAGAAGUAGAAAUCGUGGCCCACCUCCCUCUUGGGGUCGCCGCCCUCGAGAUGAUUAUCGGAGAAGGAGUCCUCCACCUCGACGCAGAUCUCCAAGACGGAGAAGCUUCUCCCGCAGCCGGAGCAGGUCCCUUUCGAGAGAUAGGAGGAGAGAGAGAUCACUGUCCCGGGAGAGAAAUCAUAAGCCGUCCCGAUCCUUCUCUAGGUCCCGUAGCCGAUCUAGGUCAAAUGAAAGGAAAUAGAAGACCAGUUUGCAAGAGGAGGGGUGUACAGGAAAUAACUUCAUUUGACAGGAGUAUGUACAGAAAAUUCAAGUUUUGUUUGAGACUUCAUAAGCUUGGUGCAUUUUUAAGAUGUUUUAGCUGUUCAUUUUUUGUCUUUUGGAACAGUGACACAUACAUGUGUAAUUCUCUAUGGUUUGAAAUGAGACAUAUGAGGCAUGUAAUACUAAUUGUUACUUUACAAUGUUCCCUUAAGCAAGAUUGAAUUUGCUUUGAACUUUAUUUAGUCUUGCAUAGACUGAUAAUAAACCUCUAAUGCCAGCCCAGCUAAAGUGUGAUGUUGAAUAUGAUGGAAACAAAACUGGCAAAAAUUGAACUAAGACUGACUUUUUCUGUAGCUGGGAUAUAGGAUGCAGCUGUGGUUGAAAAAGCAGUCUUUAAAAGCUGCUGUGAACACAAGCCAGCAGGUAAAAAUUAAAGCUGCACCAAUAAACUAAAUUGGAGGGGGGUUUUUUUUGUUUUCUGUUUUUUU